Molecule: messenger RNA, 6096 nt
Organism: Sorex araneus (European shrew)
Lineage: Eukaryota; Metazoa; Chordata; Mammalia; Eulipotyphla; Soricidae
Gene: HLF
Product: HLF transcription factor, PAR bZIP family member
Exons: 4
Coding region: 547-1428 (293 amino acids)
Biological process (GO): regulation of transcription by RNA polymerase II
Cellular component (GO): nucleus
Molecular function (GO): DNA-binding transcription factor activity, RNA polymerase II-specific; RNA polymerase II cis-regulatory region sequence-specific DNA binding
Source: RefSeq, a predicted model, not a curated record
CGGGGCCGCCGAGCGCGGGGGAGCAGCGGCUGCAGGCGCGGGGCGGGGGGUGGGGCGGGACGGCGCGCGGCCUCGGCUGGUUGCGCCUGGGGGCCGGGGCGCGCGCUGCCUUCCGCCCUUCUGCAGCCCUGUGCGUAUUUUUUUUUUCUUUCUCUCUUUUUUUUUCUUUUCUUUUCUUUCUUUUUUUUUUUUUUGUUGCAAUUUUGAACAUUUUGCAAGACGAGGGGGCUGGAAGCAGGUGAGAGCAUCCUGCACGUCGCGAGGACUCCGCGGUCACUUGGCGCGCUCUCUGGAGACUGUCUGCGCUGGGAACCCGAAAGUUUUAUAAUUUUAUUUUUGUAUGAAGAUAUAUUUAUAAAGAGAUAAGUUUAAAAAAUUAAUUUUUUUUUUUGCCUUCCCUGUCUCCACCUCCUUGGAAGCGAGUGUACUUUUGGCAAAGGACGGGGGGGGGAAAAAGCUCAGCAAUCUUUUGAGGCGUUAUUUUGCUUUUAUUUUUUUUUUUCAAAAAAAAUAUAUAUAUACAUUGAGUGCAUCGCGACGGAGAAAAUGUCCCGACCGCUCCCCUUGAACCCCACCUUUAUCCCGCCUCCCUACGGCGUGCUCAGGUCCCUGCUGGAGAACCCGCUGAAGCUCCCCCUUCAUCACGAAGACGCGUUUAGUAAAGACAAAGACAAAGAAAAGAAGCUGGAUGAUGAGAGCAAUAGCCCGACGGUCCCCCAGUCGGCCUUCUUGGGACCCACCCUAUGGGACAAAACCCUGCCCUAUGAUGGAGAUACUUUCCAGUUGGAAUACAUGGACUUGGAGGAGUUUUUGUCAGAAAAUGGCAUCCCCCCCAGCCCGUCUCAGCACGAGCACAGCCCGCACCCUCCAGCGCUGCCGCCGGCCCCCUCGGCGGCCCCCUCUGUCAUGGACCUCAGCAGCCGGGCCUCUGUACCCCUGCAUCCUGGCAUCCAGUCGUCGAACUGUAUGCAGAGUCCCAUCCGACCAGGUCAGCUGUUGCCGGCAAACCGCAAUACACCGAGUCCCAUUGAUCCCGACACCAUCCAGGUGCCCGUGGGGUAUGAUCCUGACCCCGCCGACCUUGCCCUCUCCAGCAUCCCCGGGCAGGAGAUGUUUGACCCGCGCAAACGCAAGUUCUCAGAAGAGGAACUGAAGCCACAGCCCAUGAUUAAGAAAGCACGCAAAGUCUUCAUCCCCGAUGAUCUGAAGCAGGACGACAAGUACUGGGCCCGGCGCAGAAAGAACAACAUGGCAGCCAAGCGCUCCCGCGACGCGCGGCGGCUCAAGGAGAACCAGAUCGCCAUCCGGGCCUCGUUCCUGGAGAAGGAGAACUCGGCGCUGCGCCAGGAGGUGGCCGACCUGCGCAAGGAGCUGGGCAAGUGCAAGAACAUCCUGGCCAAGUACGAGGCCCGCCACGGGCCGCUGUAGAGCAGGACUGCGCCACGCCCGGCCCGGCCCGGCCCGGCCCGAGUGGGGGGCGCCGCCCCCGGCCCGCCGCCCCGGCAUCAGCACUUUACCAGCGGCAUCCACGCGACCGACUCCCGUCUGGGUGUGUGUGUGUGUGCGCGUGUGUGUGUGUGUGUGUGUGUGUGCGCGCGUGCGUGUGCCUAUGUCCACGUGCUUGUGCACCCGUGUGCGUGCGUGCAUGUGUGUGCGUGUGUGUGUGUGUGUGUGUGUGUGUGUGUGGUCGUUGGUGCGCAACUGUGCAUCCCCCCCGCCCCCCUCAUGCCCUCAUCUUUCAGUGCCACCCCGACCCCCACCCCAUCCCAAAGAAAGGUGCCGUGUUUUUACUGGACUGUGGAGACCUCGAGGGGGGGCGUUUCCUGCCUCCCCCCCCCUCCCUCCCCAUCUCUCUACUCCUGCGCCUUCCACGUUGCUUCACUCCUAUUGGUUCUUCUGUCCUCUCCUGGCCCCACCCCUGACACCUCUCCUCCCCCCCCACCCCCAACUCGGCUUGGCUGCACUAAGCAGGACCCUGGUAUAACAACUUUCUAUCUCCGUUUUUUUUUUUUUUUUUCCUUUCCAGACGCUGCAAACUCUUGUUUCAGUUCAAUCUGUAAGUUUAAACAUGCUAAUUAGGUGCACCGAAUAAUUUAGCACUACACUGCAGCUCGAUUCAGUUAUAGGUUGCUUUCCUCCUCUUUUUCAGUUCCCGUGAUAAGCGUCUUCAAAUUUAAAGUGCUGUUUAGAUUGAUUAGAUUCCAUACUUACUGCUCUCGACUAAGUUUCCUUUGAAUUCCGCCGACCCCCAGAUAAGUAAGAGUACUACCCUAGAACACAGAGUGUGUUUUUUGCACUGUCUGUACCUAAAGCAAUAAUCCUAUUGUACGCUAGAGCAUGCUGCCUGAGUAUUACUAGUGGACUUAGGAUGUCUUCCCUACCUACGAAUCUCACCGUCUUUUUAAAAAACAAAAAUCAAAGCAAUGCAUUGGAGCAUGCCCAGAACAUCCCCGGGUGAGGGAAGCAGAGGGCAAUGCCAGGUCUAAGAAGGAGGGGUUACUUUAUCAGUAUAUGAGCCAGAAAUGCAACUUGGAACAGCUUUGGACAUCAGUAUGUUUGGGUUUGUUUCCUUCCGCUCCCCUGCCCCACCUCCCACUUUUCUAGUUACAAGUUUUCCAUAACCCUCUUGAGAGUCAAUUCAGUGACUUAAGAUUUCGUUUCCCCCAUUUUUUGUAAUAUAUAUAUUUUUGUGAAUUACACCUUGCUGUUUUUAAAAAUCAGUUAAGUUAAUAAGUUGAUAUUUUGUAAGAUCCCUUUUCCUAGUGGUGUCAUUUUUGAAUGCUUCAUAAAUUAAUGAUUCUGGAGCUUCUGUUUCUUAUUCUCUGUUUGCUUUUGAACGUACGUGCUCUUAUAAAGUGGACUUCUGAAAAAUGAAUGUAAAAGACACUGGUGUAUCUCAGAAGGGGAUGGUGUUGUCACAAACUGUGGUUGAUCCAAUCAAUUUAAAUGUUUACUAUAGACCAAAAGGAGAGAUUAUCAAAUUGUUUAAUGUUUAUACAGAGUAACUAUAGGAAGUUCUUUUUUGUACAGUAUUUUUCAGAUAUAAAUACUGACAGUGUAUUUUGGAAGACAUAUAUUAUAUAUAGCAAAGAGGAAAGGAAAACUAUUCCAUGUUUUAAAAUUAUAUAGAAAAGAUAUAUAUUCAUCCAUGUUGCACAGAGAAAAGAAGUGCUUGGGGGUUUGGAAGUCUUUAAUAUUUAAGCCCAUCACUGACACAUCAGCAUGUUUUCUGCUUGAAAUUAAAAUUUCAUUACAGUCUCCAGGCUCGCUAUGACAAAUUUUGCUCUGAAGUAUAGAAGGAGCUUUCUUAUUUUCUAUUAGGUGUCAGAAAGAAGUCAGUUAACGUCACCAAAAAAGCACAACAUGAAUGUUAGUCAAAUAUUUAUUGGAUGAUACAGUGUUUUUUAGGAAAAGCAUCUGCCACAAAAAUGUUCACUUCAAAAUGACGAGCUCCAGGAAUGGAGUCUGACUGCAAGCACCCCAAACAGUUCUGUUCUCUGUGGGCCCGUGUGUCUUAGGCAGUCCCAGGUUGAUAACGGUGCUAUGUGUAUGGUUCCUCAUUUGAUCGAUGUUUUGACUUCCAAGAUGAUUGUUCUUUUGUUUUUACGAAGUUGUGUAACGUCAAGAGAUUCUGCUGUUAUUGCAAAGACACGGUUUUUUUUUUGUGCUUAGAUUAAAUAACCUUUUAUCAAUGGGAUUUUCUAGUUUUCUGCCUCCAGGCUCUCUUCCUUCCUGGCCUGAUGUUCUCCUGGCCAGUUCAUAAGCAUCUCAGAGUUUCGUAGUCGUUGGAAAGCUGAGUGCGAGGCUGUCCCUCAAGGUUUGCCUUUGUCCUACACUACAGAUUCCAAUGACAGAGAGACCGAGGAUCAGAACUGAAGGACAAUGGUCACGUAUAGGACUCAACAAAUAGUCACUGAGACCCUAGGAAAUCUGUGAGCAGAACCGAACAAGCGAUAUCCAAAAAGAGACCCAGGGGGGUGCAGAGCUGGCCUUUUCGUAUGGACAAGAGGCUGACCGCAGUGGAACUGUUCAGUGGCCGUAGUGUUGAGUGUUGAGAACAGAAGCCAGAGGUAGCUUUAAGUGGAGAAGCGCCAAAGGGUCCCACCACCAACAGUUCAGUGACGUGUAACGUGGUAGCUGAAGAAAUUGUGUGUGAACACUGGUCUUUCUUAAGAAUGAAGCUGUUUGUAUCAAAGAAGCAUCACAAGUGUUUUCUGCAGAAGAAAUAAAAAGAUCAUAAUAAAACUUAACUCUUUCAGGUGCCAGGAGAGGUUUCAGAAAACUACCUCGUCUUUUAAAAAUUGCUCAAGUUGGGCCAGAGAAAUAAUUGAGCAGGUCGGGCACUUGCCUCGCAUGCAUCUGACCCAGGUUCCAUCCCUGGCACCACAGAUGGCUCCCAGGUGCUACCAGGAGCGAUUCCUGACCAGGAAUGAGACCUGAGCACCGCUGGGUGUGCCCCCCCCCAAAUCAAACAAACAAACAAAAAGCUUACAUUUUGGAGUCUAUUCAGGUGCCUUAUACGUGGAGCACUUUCCCCACACUCAAGCACUUUCUUGAACUUGCUACGGCAGCCAGGGACCCUUAGCUAGAAACAAGACCCUCCAGGUCAGUGUGUGGGAAGCCAGAGCCUGACGGGGAGUGACUUCCAUCAACCAGGGUCAAAUGAGUUCAGCAGAAAGCAACUAUUUUAAGAAUCCUGUUGUCAUUUUUCACCUUUUGAUCAUAAGCAUUUUUCAGAGAUUAAUUCCUUGGCCAUUAAAAAUGAAUUCAAAUCAUAUCAUGCCAACAUCAGUUCAACAUGACUGAGGAUGGGCAGCCUCGGGCUUCCCGAAGGGCCCAUCAUUUCUUUUGACUGGACUUGGAAAGAAGGACUAAAUUGACCAGCCUCUCCUGCACACAGUCCUUGCUGAGGUAGGUGGGGCACGGGAUGGCUGUGAAGGAUGAUUCCUUCCUUUUGAGGAUGGGACUGCUCACCGUUCAGAUCUCAAAAAAGACUGGUAGACUUUUGUUUUCAGAUACAGCAGGCAGGGCUGAAGCGGAAGUACCGUGGAUAGGGCGCUUGCCUUGCAUCCAGCUUGCCUGGGUUUGAUCCUCUGUUACCCAUAUGGUCCCCUGAACCCCACCAGGAGUGAUCUCUGAGCACCACUGGCAGGGGACCCACCCCCCUCUCCAACCCAAAUCAGAUACAGUAGGCCUUCUUGAAGCCAUUCUCAAGGCAGAAGGUCCAUAUUUUUUAAGGGAUUUUGGUAUUGGUGUGUGUGAGGGGGAUAACCAGUGGUUUCCUGCCAACUCCCCAGCCUGAUGAAGGAGCUCAGUAAUUCGGAAGGUGCAUUGAAAAGAUCUUGAAUCUGUUUACAACAGAGUCAGAAAGUUUAAGUGGAGCUUUCUUCCUACCGGCCCAAGGAUUAGAUGAGACAUUCUAUAAAAUGUAAAAUUAUGCUUCACUUUUUUCCUCUUUUUUUUUUUUUUUUGCUGUAGUUUAUCUCGUAUUCCCCAGAUCUCCCUGUUGGGAUACAUUCGCACUUUUUCUCAGAGUGAUGGAGGUUGCCUACCUGUGAGGGGGUAGAGUGAGGCAGGGGUGAAUACCAGUGUGCUGGUCCCUUUCUCCUCUCAGCCUUCCUGCUUCCUACUGGAGCUCUGAGCCCCCCACCUGGAGGAGACGUUUUCCCCAGGUGUCUAUUAUUAAUAAUGCUGUUUUUAAACAUGAGUAAAGCCUUAUCCUAGGUCUUGAUCCAGAUGAUUUGGCAGCUAAAGUCAGUACAUUGUCAGAGGGUGAAGUGUGUGUGUAUGUGUGUGUGUGUGUGUGUGUGUGCGUGUGUGUGUAUGUGUGUGAUAUAAGAGAGACAGACAGACAAAGAGAGAAAGGAUAUUUAACUAAAGACAUAAAUUCUUUCAUUUUGGGGCACCUGACUGGACAUGAUAAUAAGCCACAAUUAUCUUUUUGGCAACACCACUAAAUUGGCGUCUGUUAAACAGGUACCAGUUCCCCUGAGGUCAGUUCGUUGUGCACUGUGAUUCUGGUGGUGUGUUUGCUGUUAAGUCCAAUCUUGUCUGUUAUAUUCCUAAUGUUUAAUAAAGUUUGGAGUUUUUCCUUUC